AUGCGCAUGGAGCGACCGGACUUCGCACAUGUUGUGCACUCUUCCCGCAAGACUCGUGAUAAUUCUCGCUGGUCUGACCUGAGUCUGGGCCACCACUGCCGACAGAAGACGAUUAUUACGAUUCAAGCAGAUUAUGUCCGCCGAACCCUAUUCCUUCCACAAGGACACAUGCCCAUGGUCAGGUCCAAGCUUACUUUGUCGAUCAAGGGGGAAGACACCCGCGUCACGAACGGGUCGCCUGCUCCCUGUGAGAUGGAUUUGCCAGUUGUAAUGCUGAAUAUUGUCAGUGACAAAUGA
This is a messenger RNA of Sparassis crispa, 297 nucleotides long. RefSeq lists its product as hypothetical. The record is from RefSeq and is a predicted model, not a curated record. The transcript is spliced from 2 exons. Lineage: Eukaryota; Fungi; Basidiomycota; Agaricomycetes; Polyporales; Sparassidaceae. The coding region runs from base 1 to 297 and encodes 98 amino acids.